AUGGCACAGUCUACUCCUUUAACAAGGUUGUCAGUGAUGACUGGAAAAAAUAAUCUUUCUGACCUUCAUCUACCGACUAUAACAGACGAUGCUCAAGAUGUUAUUGGUCGAAUUCGAUUACAAAAGAAUGAAAAUCAUACAUCAAGUCAAUGGAUGGAUAAACAGCGAAACAAUUUACGUGCUUAUGAAUACCUUUGUCAUAUAGGUGAAGCGAAAGAAUGGAUAGAGAACUGUUUACAAGAAACAAUUGAUCCAAUCACUAAAUUAGAAGAUUCAAUGAAAGACGGUAUCGUUUUAGCAAAACUAGCAUCUUGGAUUGCUCCUGGCAUUGUUCACAAAAUCAUCAGCGUAAGAAUCAAAAAAAAAUCGGACUAUUAA
Messenger RNA from Halteromyces radiatus, 378 nucleotides. RefSeq lists its product as uncharacterized. The record is from RefSeq and is a predicted model, not a curated record. Gene Ontology annotation, biological process: regulation of actin cytoskeleton organization. Bases 1 to 378 code for a protein of 125 amino acids. The transcript has 3 exons. Gene Ontology annotation, molecular function: calmodulin binding; actin filament binding; GTPase activator activity. Gene Ontology annotation, cellular component: cytoplasm. Lineage: Eukaryota; Fungi; Mucoromycota; Mucoromycetes; Mucorales; Cunninghamellaceae.